Molecule: messenger RNA, 3429 nt
Organism: Paramormyrops kingsleyae
Lineage: Eukaryota; Metazoa; Chordata; Actinopteri; Osteoglossiformes; Mormyridae
Product: Y+L amino acid transporter 2
Biological process (GO): amino acid transmembrane transport
Cellular component (GO): membrane
Molecular function (GO): basic amino acid transmembrane transporter activity; L-amino acid transmembrane transporter activity
Source: RefSeq, a predicted model, not a curated record
CAUUAUUUUUUUCGGAACCAGGAAAUAAGAGGCUGAACUGCAAAGUGCCUUUACCCGGAAUUGCUCUAUAAUGAUAUACUGAUGCGUCGUGUAUGUGUUUUCUGUUUAUUACAUUGUAAAAAUACAGCGUGUGCUUUAAUAAUUAAAUAACGUACGUUGCUUUAACCCAAAACAAUUAUUGCAAUACUUAUUCGGUGCUCUCCGAACUAUAUCGGCAGCAAAUUAGGGAUUAAACCUCAAAUCGCUCCUUCCGUGGGUAACUUCUUAAUGUAUAGAUUAACAACGGAUUUCUCUCGGAAACAUCACUUUACAUUUGAAGCAUAUAUACAUAUUUUUUUUCGCUGAACCGCGGGCUGCGGACCGGGACCCGAACCGAAAACGCCCCUUUAGAGAGGCGGGUUGAUAGGGGCGGGAAGCGCGAGUAUCCUUUACGUCCCGCCGCCACAUCUCACGCCCCAGAGAAGCGCAGCCGGCAGCGCGGUCCGAACCUCGGAAAGCAGGUCCACACAUGGCGAAAGGUGCAGUUUCCCUGCCCUGAGGUUGCUGGUCGUCAGCAGAUCUCUGCCCGUCUCUGCUGCGGUAGCCGUCCAGACCGAGCAGACCAUGGGUGCGGAAGGGGACGCCACGUCGACAAACUCCAUGCGGCUGAAGCAGGAAAUCUCUCUCCUCCACGGGGUCUGCCUCAUCGUGGGCAAUAUGAUCGGCUCUGGCAUCUUUGUCUCCCCGAAGGGAGUCCUGCUCCACACAGGAUCCUUCGGCCUGUCGCUGGUGGUGUGGGUCAUCGGGGGCGUCUUCUCAGUCUUCGGGGCUUUGUGCUACGCCGAGCUGGGCACCACCAUCCGGAAGUCGGGCGCUAGCUAUGCCUACAUCUUGGAGUCCUUUGGGGGUUUCCUGGCCUUCAUCCGCCUGUGGACGUCGCUGAUGAUCGUGGAGCCGGCCUGCCAGGCUGUCAUCGCCCUCACCUUCUCCACCUACCUGGUCCAGCCCUUCUACCCCACCUGUUUCGCCCCUUAUGUUGCCGUACGACUCAUAGCCGCCCUCAUCAUAUCACUCUUGACCUGUGUCAACUGCAUGAAGGUGAAGUGGGGGGCCAUCCUGCAGGUGAUCUCCACGGUGGCCAAGGUCUUGGCGCUCAUCGUCAUCAUUAUUGCAGGGCUGGUCAAGCUGGGUCAAGGCAAGGUGGAAAACUUUCAGGAGUCAUUUCAGAACUCCAAGGUGGAUGCCGGGAAUUUGGCCCUCGCCCUGUACUCUGCGUUAUACUCGUACUCUGGGUGGGACACCCUCAACUUCAUCACCGAAGAGAUCAAGAACCCAGAGAGGAACCUUCCGCUGUCGAUCGCGAUCUCCAUGCCCAUUGUCACGAUCAUCUACAUCCUUACCAACGUAGCCUAUUACACGGUCAUGGAUGUGGACGCAGUGCUCAACAGCGAAGCUGUCGCCGUCACGUUCGCUGAUGACGUUCUGGGUUAUGCCAGGUGGCUGAUUCCGCUUUCUGUGGCCAUUUCCUGCUACGGUGGUUUGAACUCCUCGAUAAUCGCAGCUUCCAGACUCUUCUUCGUGGGCUCUCGUGAAGGCCAGCUCCCUAAUCUCCUCUGCAUGAUCCACGUCAAGCGCUAUACUCCCAUUCCCGCUCUGCUUUUCAACGGAGGGAUGUCCCUCAUAUAUCUGUGUGUGAAGGACGUCUUCCAACUAAUAAACUACUUCAGCUUCAAUUACUGGCUGUUCAUUGGCCUCUCCAUUGCCAGCCAGAUCUACUUACGUGUCAAGAUGCCUGAGAUGCCUCGUCCAGUCAAGCUGAGCCUGUUUUUCCCAGUCGUCUACUGCGUAUGCAGUGUGUUCCUAGUGGUGGUGCCUCUCUACAGCGACACCAUCAACUCACUAGUGGGCAUCGGAGUGGCCCUCUCUGCCGUGCCAGUCUACUUCCUCUGCGUGUAUCUGCCAGCCAGAUCCCGGCCUGCUUUCCUGGGCAAACUUCUAGGCUUCAUCUCGCUCACCACCCAGAAGCUGUUUCUGUGCUGCGUGGCCGAUCCGGACCUGGACCUGGAUAAUCCUCCAGAUAACAAGGAGAGUUGAUCCUGAGAACUUCUGCUUAUCUUGGCCUGGGAUUCCACCCCACUGAUCUCAUGCAGCGUGUUCGUAUUUACUCUAUUGACUGGAUUGUUUGCUGAGUACUGGCCCGAUUCCAGGUUAAAGGGCAUUUUAUUGAAGUUUCUCUACGACAGACACAGCGUCCAUGUUUCCUUAAUACCAUCGACAAACAAUCUGUAUCGUGUGUAUGGUGUGCUGCUGCCAUGAUUAGCUUGUGUCUGCAACAAAACUUUAGGUACAAUUAAUAUAAAAGCCAGAAAGCUGGAUCCUUUAAGUGCCUGAAAAUACAUCCAGAAUCAGUGAAACAUUCCCACCUGAAAAAAGGAGUCACUGUGGCCACUUUCACAGGAAGUGUUUAGUGAAAGAAGUCGAUCCUGGAGAAACGCCAUGUCUUUUGAUAAGUGCAAACCUUCCUUCCUCAUUUUCCAAAUUAUUACUUUCUAAUUAGUGCUGUAAUUAUUAUUCAUGGUUCUUGGCACUGAUGCCUAAGGUGAGGAUCGGGCGUGAGCCUCAUCGAUGGACAGUUAGGCUAUCCAGUGCCCACUACGGCCAUUUUGUUUUGCUAGAUAAUUUACCCGACAGCUGAUAAAUUGAUAACCAAGAGUAGUGUGCUCGUGUUUUGGUGAUAGGGGACUAUCCGGGGUGGGGGGUGGGUGGAUGUGGGACGUGUUAUUUCCUUUAAGUUUUUUUAUUAAAAUGGAUUUGAAAUGAAGCUGUACAUGCACAUCUGUCUGAGAGUGAAGCUCUCCUAUAUUAGGAACUGAUCUUAAUUGCUAUAUUAGCAUGGCUGCUUCUGGUUGCUGCAUUCAUUGGUAACGAAUGUGCAGCCAUUUUUAAGCACAUGCAGUUAUGGGUAGUGUGGGAAACUGUAAUACACUUUCCUGCCAGCUGAGGGCCUCCCAGGUCUUUGUCCUGCCGGGUUGCGAUCAGUUCAUCCUUGUUCUGGUUGUUGUGAUGUCCUCCACAAACUGGAUUGUUUUUUUUUUAAUGGGAAGAUUAUACUGUAAUGUUUUAGAAGAGCUUUUCUUUGUAUACUUCAGUGUCCUGAGCCAUUAAAAGCAAACAGACAGAUGCCGAGGCACAGGGUUAUUCAGCCAACCCAGCUUUAGUGCCGGUGACUGUCUGAUGAUAUUAAAGAUGAUACUCAGGUUAUUUUUAAAAGCUGUUUUGCUGCAGUUUGUUGUUGCUGUUUUUUACGUUUGUGUUAUGCAUCUCAAUCCAAAGUGGAUUCUGCUUUGGGCUGUUUGUCAUUCUGCUCUGUACCUGAUUUGUUUCUUCUUUGUAAAGUUGAUUUAUGCUGGUGAAAGUAUAAUAAAGAAAUUCUGCUUUUCAUUUGGACAA